Galleria mellonella (greater wax moth) is the source of this 4216-nucleotide messenger RNA. RefSeq names its product 1-phosphatidylinositol 4,5-bisphosphate phosphodiesterase classes I and II (gene Plc21C). The record is from RefSeq and is a predicted model, not a curated record. NCBI's taxonomy places the organism in Eukaryota, Metazoa, Arthropoda, Insecta, Lepidoptera, Pyralidae. The coding region runs from base 323 to 3787 and encodes 1154 amino acids. Gene Ontology annotation, biological process: phosphatidylinositol-mediated signaling; lipid catabolic process. The transcript is spliced from 21 exons. Gene Ontology annotation, molecular function: calcium ion binding; phosphatidylinositol-4,5-bisphosphate phospholipase C activity.
CCUACCUACACCUAUGUAGGUACUUUCGUUUGUCGAUUGUCGUUCGUUUGACAUUUGUUUUCUGAUUGUUCGUCGUGAAUAUGAGGGCAAAAAUCGUUGUUUAUUAUUCAAUGUAGAGGUGUACUUAAUGUGAACGCUAUCAUAAUAUGUUCGUUGUUGUUUAUUUAGUAUCACACAGUCGUUUGCCCGAGUUUGUUGGGUGUGUUUGUUAAUAAUGUACCAUCGAUAGAUUUCCCAGAUAAAUCUGUGCAGAAAAAGGAAGAUGACAGAUAUUAUCUGCAAUAGUGGCAUUGUAUCCGCUUAAUUGUGUUUAUUAUUCACGAUGUCUACAAGCACGAGAUCUGCCAACAUAGGCUUUAAGCCGAUCGAAGUGUCAAAGGCUUUGCAGGAGGGAGAAAAAUUUAUCAAAUGGGAUGAGGAUUCUGGUAAUGGUUUGCCAGUCACUCUUCGUGUGGAUCCCAAAGGUUUCUUCUUAUUUUGGACUGAUCAAAAUUUGGAGGUGGAAAUGCUGGACAUUGCCACUAUUAGAGAUGUGAGAACAGGAGUUCAUGCUAAAGUCCCUAAAGAUCCGAAGAUUCGAAAUUUAGUGCUGAUCGGCUCACAGGGUUCAUUGGAGGAGAAGACGGUCACCGUAUGCUAUGGGGCUGACUUCGUCAAUGUCACUUUUAUAAAUUUUUGCUGCACAAGAAAGGAAAUUGCCCAAAUGUGGACCGAGGAGUUAUUCGCGCUGGCGCACAACCCGUACCAACUAAACAAUCCCACCAUCAAGUUCCUAGAAAAACUACACACGAAGAUAAUUCUCAAGGCUGACAAAUCUGGGAAGAUACUCGUCAAAAACAUCGUCAGGUUAUUUGCUCAAAACAAAGAAGACAAGAAACGGGUGGAGAAGGCUCUGAGCGAGUCGGGCCUGCCCACCGGCAAGAAUGACACCAUAAGCCAUUCCAAAUUCCAGUUUGAGGACUUUUUCGCCUUUUACAAGAGCCUCACGCAGCGCACAGAAGUACAGAAGAUAUUUAAUAGUCUAACGGACGGCAAACCCCACCUAUCGGCCACGCAACUGGUGGACUUUCUGAACGAGGUGCAACGCGACCCUCGCCUCAACGAGAUCCUGCACCCGUACGCGGACCUGCAACGGGCGAAGGACCUCAUUAAAGCAUACGAGCACAACAAGUAUCACCAGCAGAGGUCGCAGCUUACCUUUGACGGAUUUUUAAGAUUCCUAAUGUCGGAGGACAAUCCAAUAGUUCCGUUAAGGAAGUUGGACCUCUGCGACGACAUGGAUCAGCCGCUAGCACAUUACUUCAUCAACAGCUCUCACAACACGUAUCUAACGGGACAUCAGAUCACCGGCAAAUCUAGCGUGGAGAUAUACAGACAGAGCCUAUUGGCUGGCUGUAGAUGUGUAGAGCUAGACUUCUGGAAUGGCCGCACCGAGGAGCCCGUCAUAGUCCACGGAUACACUUUCGUGCCUGAGAUCAGCGCAAAAGAGGUGCUGGAAGCGAUCGCUGAAAGCGCUUUCAAGACUUCCGACUAUCCUGUGAUACUGAGUUUCGAAAACCAUUGCAACCCGCGCCAACAGGCGAAGAUCGCCAACUAUUGCCGGGAGAUAUUUGGAGAGAUGCUACUGGAUAAGCCAUUGGACUCGCACCAGCUUGAACCAGGAGGGGAGUUGCCGCCGCCGUCUCUGCUCCGGCACAAGAUCAUAAUAAAGAACAAGAAGAAGCACCACCACCACCACAAGAAGGAGGAGUCUAUCGCGUCCGAGGAGUCGGAGCCGCGGCCCGAGCAGUCCGCCAUACAGGGCAACGGGGAAAUCACACAUUCCACUCUAGUCCGCCAAGGGUCCAAAGACUCGACGUCGUCAGACUCGGAGAGCUCGUCGGGCGAGGAGGAGGCGGGCGGCGGCGACGGCGCGGCCGGUGACGGCGAGGGCGGCGGCGGCGGCGCGGGCGGCGCGGGCGGCGGCGACGACGCGCGGGAGACGCACGCCGCCGCCGAGAUCUCCGCGCUCGUCAACUACGUGCAGCCCGUACACUUCAGCUCCUUCGAGAGCGCCGAGAAAAAAAAUCGUUUCUACGAGAUGUCGUCAUUCGAUGAGAAACAAGCGACCACUUUACUGAAAGAGAGACCCAUAGAGUUUGUGAACUAUAACAAGCACCAGUUGUCGCGCGUCUACCCGGCGGGGACGAGGUUCGAUUCUUCCAACUUUAUGCCACAGGUAUUCUGGAACGCGGGAUGUCAGCUGGUGGCGCUCAACUUCCAGACGUUGGACUUAGCGAUGCAGCUCAACCUUGGCACUUUUGAGUACAACGGCCGCUGCGGCUACUUGCUCAAGCCGGAAUUCAUGCGCCGGAAGGACCGGCGACUGGAUCCGUUUGCGGAGAGCACGGUGGAUGGCAUCAUCGCGGGCUCGCUGUCGGUGACGGUGCUGUCGGGCCAGCUGCUCACGGACAAGCGCUGCGGCACCUACGUUGAGGUGGACAUGUUCGGCCUGCCCGCCGACACCGUCCGCAAGAAGUUCCGCACCAGGGUCGCGCCCAACAACGGCAUCAACCCCGUUUAUGGCGAAGAGCCGUUCGUAUUUAAGAAGGUGGUGCUGCCAAAGCUGGCAAUGAUCCGCAUCGCAGCGCAUGAGGAGAGCGGACGUCUGUUGGGGCACCGUGUGCUGCCGGUGGUGGGACUGUGUCCCGGUUACCGCCACGUCAACCUACGCACCGACCUCGGUCUGCCGCUGCCCGCCAGCCUGCUGCUACUCGUCGUCGUUAAGGACUAUGUGCCGGACCGACUGUCUGAGUUGGCGGAGGCACUAGCGAACCCGAUCAAAUACCAGAGCGAGUUGGAUAAGCGCGAGCACCAGCUGGCCGUACUCACCGAAGACACGGAUGUGCCGCCGCCCGCUGCCACCACCGUCCCCGUCGCCGCCGCUGCCCCGACUGACGCACGAGCCCCGUGCGCUAUGCCGAUUAGGCACGAAAGCACAUCUGACGGUAGUCCGAGCAAGACAACCGUAGCUGUCGUGGAGACAAAGAAACUAAUAGAAAGCGAGACAACAACUGCGAUACCGUCACCGCCGCCCACUAACGACAAAGAAUCUCAAGACCAAUCAGAUAACAAGUCGAAUGGAGGUUCAGAUGAGACCCUAUCCGAGAACUUGGAAAGCUUGUUAUCAAGCGAGCUAGUCCGUAAGAAGCGAGCCGAGUUAGCACGCAAGUUGGACGCGCUGCGACGCAAGCACGACAAAGACAAGCGACCCACCUCUGCCAAGUUCUACGUCAGCAAUAAACUUGUUAAGAAACUCUCCUCGAAAAAUAUCUACAGCGGCAGCGGCGCGGGCGAGGCGGUGGCGGCGGCGGAGGAGGCGGGCGCGGGCGAGGCGGCGGCGCUGGAGCGCGAGCUGCGGCUGCGCUACCACCACGCCAUCUACGCCGCGCUCGAGAAGCACGUGCGCAACGACCAGCACCACCAGAUGAAGGCGCUCACUGACUCGUUAGAAUUGGAAAAGAAAGAGAUCCUGAACAAACUUGCGUGUUCGCGGAAAGAAGACGUGAAAGCGCUUGCCAAGAAGACCAACAGGGAUAAGGAUGAAAUACUUAGGAUAAAGAGGGAAAUACAUUCUCAAUCCGUGGAGCGCGGCGUGGCGGAGUGCUCGCGGCUGGAGCAGGCGUACGCGCGGCGCCGCGAGGCGCUGGCGCGCCGCCACGAGCGCCUGCGCGCGCUGCUGCAGAAGCACCGGGACCAGGAGCUUUUAGAAUUAGAACGCCUAUGCGGCGGUGCGCCCGAAGGUUAAAGCGUGGGGUCACCCCGUCCCCCGCCCCGCCGCGAGGAGCGCCGGCCCCGCCGCCCUCGGCUCUGUCUCGAUACGUACGUGAGUCUCAGCGUCACUGUGUGUUAAUUUUGUUUUAGGAAUCUGUGAUAUUAUCGCCUAAGGAGCAAAACGUAGGAGUGACUGACGAUCGACGCGCUCGUGUCGCCUCCGGCCCGCACGUUACGCCAGUAUUGUUUUCUCUACCCGCAAUCUCAUAGUUUAAGUUCGAUUCUGAGGUGUGAUGUUCCCGGACUGUCGGUUGUUUGCGUAUCGGUGUGUUUGUACGCCACGUCGACCCUGUUUUACCUAUUGUAAACUUGUACUUUCGGCAGACAUAUUGUAUGUACUAUGUUUUCGCUCGAUUCGUACACACCGUGUGGCAAUUUCUUGAUAUAUAUAUAUAUAUAUAUA